AUAAAUAAACGUUAAAAAAAAAAAAAAAAGCCAGAAAAAGAGGAAGUGAGGAAAAAAGAACAGAUGGGACAAAUAGAAAAUAAAUAGCAAGAUGAUAGGCCAUCAGUAAUGGCCUACUGAGGGUUCCGAGCCCAUGGUCCCGGCUGUGAUGUAGGGGAGAGGCUGGUGGCAGCCACCACGGUGGUUUUGCCCUGUCCCCUGAAGAGGCAGCCAUGGUUUGGGUGGACCAAGGUGUGGUGGAGGCUGGGGGGCAGGUGAACUUGGCCCCCGAGGCUGGUGGGGCCGGUAGGGAAGGAUGAAUGAGCAAGGGGAAAAACAAGGAUGGAGGAGACAUGCUGAUGGUGGUGAAAUACCAUUUGGAGCUGCGUGCAUUUGGAGAUUAAGGCUGGUGGACCCUUUACAGAAGGAAGAAGAUACAGAAUUUUUAAACCUUGUCUCACAAGUGUAUGGUAGAGCUAAAGAAGACAAACAAGCAAGGGUCAUCUGAAAUUGAAAUCAGCUCACUAAUAAUCUCAGAGUUGGAGAUCACUACUCAAGCACAAGACCUUUACAAAGAUGGUUGGGGCACCUGGGUGUCUCAGUAGGUUAAACAUCUGACUUUUGAUUUCAGCUCAGGUCAUGAUCUCAAGGUUCAUGGGUUGGAAAUCUAAGCAUGGAAGCUGCUUGAGAUUCUCUCUCCCUCUCUCCCUGCUCCUCCCCUGCUUGUGCACAUUCUCUCUCUCUCUCAACAUAAAGAAAUAAACUUCAAACAAACAAAAACUAUGAAGAUGGUUGAUAUAAAGUCCUGGGCUGAGUAUGUUGUGGAUUGGGCUGCAAAGGACCCAUAUGGCUUCCUUACAACAGUUAUUUUGGCCGUUACACCAUUGUUUCUAGUAAAUGCCAUAGUGUCCCGGAAAUUGGUCAAGAUGAUUGAGGCCAGGGAAAAGGACCAAAAGAAGAAACAAAAAUGUCAAGAAAAUAUUGCAAAAGCUAAAUAACUGAAUAAGCACUUAAGGAAUGAACAGGCUGUACAACCAGAGGUAAAUCGUUUGGAAAAUUAUGCAGUUUUGGAAGGACCCACUAAGGUUUCUUUUCUGUUUUUCAUGACAGUAAUUUGUAGUAAAGUCUGAGCACAUGGAAGAAUCAUGUUAGUUAUGACUUCUACUGCAGCAACUUUUAGGCUUUGGUGUAGAAGUCUGUUGGUGGUUAUUGUAAAUUGGCAUUUAUUAUGCUAUAAAUUCUUUAUAACUGACUUAGUCAUUUGCCAUUUUGCAGUUUAUGUACUGUAAUGAAAGCAUCCUGUGGAAAAUGACCCUACAUUAUGAACUCUAUUCAAAUAAUGGCUUAGAACAGGGUCCUGUUGUGGACGAAGGAAAUUAAGAACUUAAAAAUCAGAAUUAUACUGAUGUAGAAAGUGUGCUUUGGCUUUUAAGCCUUUUAAGACACAUAGUAUAUUAAUUAUUAUAUCCUUUAUCAUUAUCGCUUAUUUCUUGGAAUAGAAUCAUUUCUGGCUUUUUCAAAGCCAAAUAUUAACCAAUGACUAUUUCUGUGUUCUGCAUUUUUCUCAUUUUAGCCUUAGAGAUAAUUAUCAGAUAUUCUGCAUUUCUUAAAAUCUAAUUUUAUAAAGAAUUCUCAUAUUGACUAUGAAGAAAACCACCUACCAGAUAUAACCAUGUUUGUACUUAUGAACACUGCCAUUUUCUUAGAGAUGUCUUGUUGAGUAGAAUAACACUAUGACUUAAACGCUUGCAGUAAAAAUGCCAAACCUUGUGGUACCUUGGAACCAGUUUAUUCUUUCUUGUGCUAAGUAGAAAUGUGAAGUAGUUAAAAUGUCUUAUCAGAUAAUUUGCUGAUUAAAUAAAUGCCACAUUUGUGUUUUUUCUAUUCUUUGUAUUACCU
Messenger RNA from Prionailurus viverrinus (fishing cat), 1878 nucleotides. RefSeq names its product small integral membrane protein 15-like. The transcript has a single exon. NCBI's taxonomy places the organism in Eukaryota, Metazoa, Chordata, Mammalia, Carnivora, Felidae. The record is from RefSeq and is a predicted model, not a curated record. The coding region runs from base 762 to 977 and encodes 71 amino acids.